UAUGUAACCCACCCGGUCCCGCCUCUGAGGUGGCACACGGCUCCCUCUCCGCACGGCUUGUGCGGUAGAUACAGACAGAUCAGCGGCAGCGGCAGCAGCAGAGGAUCCAGACAGAAACGGAGAGGCAGGACACAGGCGUGAGAGCAUCCACGCAGCAUCCCCGCAGAAUCCGCGCAGGGCGUGUGGAUGUGAUGCCCACCCGGAGAGAGAUGGUGUAAACAAACCAGCUUUGCCCCGUCACUGAGCUCCACCGCGGAGGUUGUCUGCCACAAUGUUGAGCCGUCUGUUCAGCGAGGUGCUGCCGGACGUCCAGCGGUUGGCGGCGGACUGGGUGCAGGACACCGACAGCGACGGAUGCAAAGUGAAGGAGGAACGCGAGCCGUGCCACCUCGGAGAGGACGAUUUGGACGAGCCGCGGGAGGGCAGCAGCCGGGCAGAGUCCGAGAUGGCCGGGGACGACGACGAUGAGGACGACGACGGCGAGGAAGAAGAGUGCGGGGACGAAAACGGCGGGGAUAAACCCAAGAAGCGCGGCCCGAAGAAGCGCAAGAUGACGGCGGCGCGCAUGGAGCGCUCCAAGCUGCGGCGCGUGAAGGCCAACGCGCGGGAGCGCACGCGCAUGCACGAUCUGAACUCGGCGCUGGACAACUUGCGCAAAGUGGUUCCGUGCUACUCCAAAACCCAGAAACUCUCCAAAAUAGAGACUUUGAGGUUGGCCAAGAAUUAUAUUCUCGCCCUCGGGGAGAUUUUACGCAACGGGAAACGUCCAGAUGUGGUGACCUACGUGCAGAUGUUGUGCAAGGGCCUGUCCCAGCCCACUACCAACCUGGUGGCGGGCUGCCUGCAGCUCAACACCAGGAACUUCCUGACUGAGCAGUGCGCGGACGGAGCCCGCUUCCACAUGCCCACUUCUCCUUUCUCAGUCCACCCUUACCCCUACCGCUGCUCCCGCCUCUCUAGUCCUCACUACCAGCCCGGAGCCGGAGCCCUCAAUAUGCGGGCCCAUUCCUACAGCGGCUCCGGGUAUGAGGCCGUGUACAUGCCGGGCGGGACGUCCCCAGACUACAACAGCCCAGAGUAUGAGGGCCAGCACAGCCCGCCGGUGUGCCUGAACGGCGGCCUGUCCGGGAAGCAGCAGGAGUCCUCAGACACAGACAGGAGCUAUCAUUAUUCUAUGCAUUACUCCGGACUGACCACAUCCCGGCCCAACCACAGCCUACAUUUUGGACCAUCGGGAGCGCGCAGCGGAGGCGCGCAUUCAGAAAACAUCCCACCUUUCCACGACGUGCACCUGCACCACGACAGGGCGCCGCCAUAUGAAGACCUGAACGCUUUCUUCCACAACUGAGCAGCUCAGAAAAGGAGGGGAGCAAACUACGGUCUCACCGACUCCACAGAGACAAUCCUAAAGAAAGCGUUUAUUAUUUAAAAAAAAGAACAACAGUCGGAGCUCCUACAUGAUUACCUUCUGUGUGUCACCUCUAUACUGUUGUGCAUCCUAUCACAAAAUGUGUCCAGUAAAUUAUUCCUGUAUGCAGAAUGAAUGCAAUUUAAAAUGUGAACGUCAAGAAGAGACAUGUUGUGACAAAAACAACAGAAAUAAUAAAAGAAAAGGUGUUUUAUAAUUGUCUGAAUGGAGCGAUCUUAUUUUGCUGUGAACAAUAAUAAAUACAUAAAUAAAUAAAUUGUGGCUUAUUCGAAUAAAUUAACAUUUUAAGGAGUAUCCGGAGGAAAUGUUAGAUUUAAAAAAACAUGUUUGUCUUUAUUCAUUUACAUCAAACAUCAAGAGUUCAGUUUAAAGAUAAAGGUCAAAUGAUCUUUUUAGGAAGUAUGCAGGAGAUUUUAUUUUUAUGUUUGAUCAAAUAAUGUCUCUGCAAAUUAUUUGCAAAAAAGGUUAAAGUGCAUUUAAAUUCGCUAUUAAACUGAUUUUGGACAGAAA
This is a messenger RNA of Poeciliopsis prolifica (blackstripe livebearer), 1939 nucleotides long. RefSeq names its product neurogenic differentiation factor 2-like. Gene Ontology annotation, molecular function: protein dimerization activity. The coding region runs from base 272 to 1348 and encodes 358 amino acids. Gene Ontology annotation, biological process: nervous system development; regulation of DNA-templated transcription. The transcript is spliced from 2 exons. NCBI's taxonomy places the organism in Eukaryota, Metazoa, Chordata, Actinopteri, Cyprinodontiformes, Poeciliidae. The record is from RefSeq and is a predicted model, not a curated record.